UCUAUGCUUUGGCUAAUUAAUAUUCCUUCUGUUUUUGCUUUCUCCUCUGCUAUUUGUCUUUUGUUUAGGUAAAAAUGAUUUUCUUCGAUUUUAAAAAACCUGCACCUGCAAAAUUAAUUUCACAAUGACAUAUCCCUGUCACCCUUCUCCCUCCUUCUCAGUUCUCCCCAUUCUUGACGCUGUCGUUUUUGUAUAUAUUUUCACUCAACCUGAUUCUCUUCUUUGGACUGGACUGCAGUGAUCGAUCAUCGAAUCCCUCUUUUUUCCUUGUCCCUUUCUAUAAAGAUCUUCAACAUCUCUCUCUCUCUCUCUCUCUCUCAUUUCACUCUCUCCCCCUGUCCUUCCUUUCCAGCAGCUGCAACCGACUUAUUCAAAUCCUCCAUAAUUAAACAGGAAAUAAAGCUCCAGCUAAAACCAGAUAGGCCCCAUCUUUUGCACUCUCAUCUUUUCACAACUCAAAACUCCAAAAACCCUUUUUGUUUUUUUCCCUCUUUCCCCCUUUUUAAGCUUUCCCCUCCCCCCUAUGCUCUCUCUCUCUCUCUCUCUCUCUCUCUCUGCUCUGUCCACAAAUUUCCCUGAAGAAUUCCAAAACCCACUAAUUUCACAUUCUCUAUAAAUUGAGCAAGACCCAUCUCUCUCAAUACCAAAAGAAACAAAGAGGCAAGAAAAUGGAGUAUUGGACCUCUUUGGCCUCCCUUCUGGGAGUUUUGGCCUUCUGCCAAACGCUCCUCCAAUUAGUCUUCCCACCGGAGCUCCGGUUCGCAGCUUUCAAGCUCUUAAACCGGAUCUCCAACUGGUUCUCCUCCUACUGCUACUUCGACAUCACCGAGAUCGACGGCGUCAACACCAACGAGCUCUACAACGCCGUGCAGCUCUAUCUCAGCUCCUCCGUCUCCAUCACCGGCAGCCGCCUCAGCCUCACCCGCGCGCUCAACUCCAGCGCCAUCACCUUCGGCCUCUCCAACAAUGACUGCAUCGUUGACACCUACAACGGCGUCACCGUCAUCUGGGAACACGUCGUCACCCAGAGGCAAUCUCAGACUUUCUCGUGGCGCCCUUUGCCGGAAGAAAAGCGAGGCUUCACUCUCCGUAUCAAGAAGCGCGACAAGAAGCUUAUUCUCGAUUCGUAUUUGGACUACAUAAUGGAAAAGGCCAACGAAAUGCGGAGAAAGAACCAAGACCGUCUUCUGUACACGAACUCAAGAGGCGGAUCGUUGGACUCCAGGGGACAUCCAUGGGAGUCUGUACCGUUUAAGCAUCCAAGCACAUUUGAGACCUUAGCCAUGGACCCGGCAAAGAAGGGGGAGAUCCUGAAGGAUCUCGUGGAUUUCGCCAACGGUCAAGGAUUCUACCAGAAGACCGGCCGGGCCUGGAAAAGAGGGUACCUGCUAUAUGGGCCGCCGGGGACCGGGAAAUCAAGCAUGAUUGCCGCCAUGGCAAACUAUCUCGGUUAUGAUAUAUACGACUUGGAGCUGACGGAGGUGCAUACAAACUCGGAGCUGAGGAAGCUGCUGAUGAAGACGAGCUCCAAGUCCAUAAUUGUCAUUGAGGACAUUGAUUGUUCUCUGAGUUUGACCAGCAGGAAGAACAAUACUAAUGGUACUAAUUCCACCGCCAGGAGUAGUUACUACGAUGUGGGUGAAAUGCGAGGUGGUGGGUGUGUCUCCGGUGAGGAUGGCGCCGGCGGGAACAACACGAUAACGCUUUCCGGGUUGUUGAAUUUUACGGACGGGUUAUGGUCGUGCUGCGGGAGCGAGAGGAUUUUCGUGUUCACCACGAACCACAUUGAGAAGCUCGACCCGGCAUUGCUGAGGAGCGGGAGGAUGGAUAUGCACAUAUACAUGAGCUACUGUUCGUUCCCGUCAUUGAAGAUACUGCUGAAGAAUUACUUGGGGAUGGAAGAGGGUGAUUUGGACGGCGUGAUGCUGAAGGAGUUGGAGGACGUUGUUGAGAAGGCGGAGAUGACGCCGGCGGAUGUCAGCGAGGUCUUGAUCAAGAACCGGACGGAUAAGGAGAAGGCGGUGAGGGAGUUGUUGGAGGCGUUGAAGGUGAGGCGUGCGAAGAAUGUUGGGCUGAGGGAGAAGAAUGCCGAUGACGUGGAAGAGGAGGAGCAGGAGAAGAGGGCCUUGGAGAGCCCUAAGGAAGGCUGUGAGUUUCAGGAGGAGAGUUGUAAGGAAGGAAAAGGAAAUGAUGAGAAAGAUGAUGUUACGAUAGAGAAAUGAAGGGUUUUUUUUCUUUUUUCUUUUUCUUUUGUGUUAUUUACGGUGCAGAAGCCAGAAAGUUUAGAGCUUGAAAUGAUUUUGGUGGGGAGGGAAAAACUUGGCAUCCAAUUUAAACAUGUUUUAUAUAAAUAUAUAUAUAUAUAUA
This is a messenger RNA of Alnus glutinosa, 2367 nucleotides long. RefSeq names its product AAA-ATPase At5g57480-like. Gene Ontology annotation, molecular function: ATP binding; ATP hydrolysis activity. The record is from RefSeq and is a predicted model, not a curated record. The transcript has a single exon. NCBI's taxonomy places the organism in Eukaryota, Viridiplantae, Streptophyta, Magnoliopsida, Fagales, Betulaceae. Bases 669 to 2222 code for a protein of 517 amino acids.